Sinocyclocheilus grahami is the source of this 4325-nucleotide messenger RNA. Its product is annotated as rho GTPase-activating protein 12-like. The transcript has 19 exons. Gene Ontology annotation, cellular component: cytoplasm. The coding region runs from base 673 to 3624 and encodes 983 amino acids. Gene Ontology annotation, molecular function: protein binding. The record is from RefSeq and is a predicted model, not a curated record. Lineage: Eukaryota; Metazoa; Chordata; Actinopteri; Cypriniformes; Cyprinidae. Gene Ontology annotation, biological process: signal transduction; regulation of GTPase activity.
CACAGACAGAGAAGGAAAACCAACAAGAGAAUGACACCAUUGACUUCUGAGGUGAACCUAAAAAGCUUCCAUAAAGUCAGAGUGUUCGCACCAACACCCAUGUCUGAAGUCUGCAAGCUCCAAAUAUGACUCGAAACAUGAGUCAUAAAGCCGAAAUAGCCUUGAAUGAACAGCCCUUCACUUCAUACUCACGCCUCUGUCAGUGUUGCCAUGUCGAUGAUUAAAAACACAGCAGCGCUGACAAGUUCCUCACCGUUACUCUUUUUUAUUUUCUGCUUCCUCAUUUCUCAGUUUUUCCAGCUUUGGACAAUUGUUCCUUCGCUUGGUGACUGACUGUAAAUACAAUGAUGGUUUAAUAUGCAGUUUUAUUGUAAACCACGCUCGCUCGUGCUCACUUCCACUCAGCCGAGCAGCACAAAUCUGGCCACAUUUGUUUCCUCCACAACAGCAGCACAGGUCUGAAGAGGGGCUGAGGCGUCCUGGAUUAAACCAGAAACAGAGAGACGAUAGUUUCUUACUAAAGUGAAUUAUUCCCAGAGCUCAGAGUCGUCGUCGUCGAGGGAUUAUUGUGUUCUCUGAUGAUCUCGUGAUGACUGUAUACGGACCCUGAUUUCCUGUUUGCACUGAACUCCAGCCACAUAACAGGUUUGGGAUCUGCAGAAGUGGGCCACUAUGUCACUUUCACAGCAGGUUCUGGUGAAUUAUGAAUACAAAUACACUGCUCGAGAUGGCAGAGAGGUGUCCAUCAAGCCCAACGAGCACUACAUCCUAGUAGGCAAGACCAAUGAAACCUGGUGGCACGUUCGGAGGGAUGAGACCGACAAGCCUUUUUUCAUCCCAGCAACCUAUGUGACCGAACUCCCACCUGAGACCAACCAAACUCCACUGGACCCUCCGGAAGAGUUUAGUGGAAGUGAAUACCUCAAGUCCAACUCAGAGACAGCUCCUGAUAGUCUUCCCACCAUCAUUGAGCCCGCUGAGGUCACACUCCCUGCCUCUAUAAAACAAGACACGGAGAAGGAUGGCCAUAGAAUAACAACAUAUAUUAUUCCAAAGAAAUUCUUUGAACCGAAAGGUUUGGAUCCAGAUCCCAUAAAGACUGAAGCAGAGGCCGGUCCUGUGCCUGAAUUCCCGAUCUAUGACACCAUUAAAGACAAUGAUGUUGUCUUUAAUGGUGUCCCUGCUCCUCCAACUAAUGGGGAGACACCACCCUCUAUCAUACUGCCACCUCUCCAUACAGUUAACACACCUCAAUCCCCUAAAAUGGAGAUAAAAUCACCCGUAAAUGCAACAGAAAGGCCUCGGGUGGACUCGAAGGCCCUGGAUCAAGAUGUUCAGAUGCUCAAUAGAGCUGGCUGGGGUGACGUCUGGAAUGCCAUGAAUAAAGACGAGAAUGUGUAUGAGAGUUUGGAUACAGCAAGAGAACCAGAAUCCUCAAUAGCCGACGAAGAUAUGACUGUAAAGCCUGUCACACCAGAUAAGAAUAUGACGUUUCUCAGGAGAGGUGUGUCCUCGUACAGGCCUCUCUCGAGGCUAAAGGUAGAGGAUGACAGCGCUCUCACAGCAGUGUACGUAAACCUCCCCCGGGUGCGACGGAGUACCCCUGACCCCUCCAGUACCAUCGCUUCUCCAUUACAGGAGUUCCCGGACGCUCCCGAUACCCUUCUGUUAGACUCUGCAGGAUGGGAGAUCCAUACUGACGACCAGAGCGGGCAAGCUUACUACUUCCACCCCUCUACGGGCCUCAGCACCUGGGAGUAUCCGCUUAGCUACUCCAUGGAGUCAUCAGUGGGGACAGAGGAGGUCCGUUCUCCUCCCUCGUUCCCCCAGUCUCCCAUCAGCUCGCCCCUAGUCCCUUCUCCUCAGAGGUGGAGCUCGGACUGGGAGAAGGUGCUGGAUCAGAAUACUGGCAGGCAUUACUUCUUCAACCCUGUGUCAGGUCAGAGUUCAUGGGAUCCCCCAGAGGACAUCACCUCACCAGGGCAGUUUCUGGAAGAUUGCCCGCUACCACUUCCUGAGGAAGACUACCCAGCAUCUCCAGAUCUGGAGGAAGAAGCGUCUCCUUUCUCAAUGCCAGCAGAGUAUUCUUUGAUUCAUGUGAAGAAGGUCUCGAUCCCCAGGGCCAGUCUGGAUCACAGCGUCCCACCAGGCUGGACCCUCAGCAUCGACCCUGAAGGGGCUUGGGUAUUCACGAGCGACUACACGCAGGAACAGUGGAUCAAGUCGCUAGAUGAUCGAGGACGGACGUACUACUACCUUCGAGACGGCAGCAAGUCCCAGUGGAACUUACCUGAGUAUGGAGUGGGAAAUGGGGCCUCAAUAGAGCAGGAUACAAUGGGAUCCAAGCAGAACUGGAGGCACAGUGCAGGAUACCAGGAAGAUAAAAGUCACUCAUCAUAUCCUCAGCAUACACCAGACAGCGACGCCUACAGCUCUCUUGAGAUGCCACAUAAUGUUUCAAAUUUGGAAAAGGUUGGAAUCCUGAACAAAACCAAGGUGUCUGAAAACGGGAAGAAAGUUAGGAAGAACUGGAGUAAUUCCUGGACGGUUCUCCAUGGAGGAAUACUGACAUUCCAUAAGGAUCCAAAGUCACCAGUUGGAGCAUCGGGCAAAACCAAUCAGAUAGUCCCAGAAUUCACAGUGGAGCUGAAAGGAGCAACAAUUAACCGGGCAAACAAGGACAAAUCAAGCAAGAAAAAUGUUUUGGAACUUAAGAGUCGCACUGGCGUGGAGUACCUGAUCCAGUACGACACUGAGAGCAUCAUCACUGACUGGUAUAAGAUCAUCACAGACACCAUACGCCAGCUGGAUGCCGAACAACACCACUCUGAGGAUGAGGAGGAAGUCGUUGAGAAGUCCUCAAGCAUAGACAGAGAGGACAGACCCUUCGACAAAAGAACUAUGAGCAAUGCAUCUCGUCAUCCUUCAUCCACUUCAACAUCUGAAGCAGAUCAGAAGAAGGUCCGUACCAAACUGAAGAAGUUUCUCCUCAAGCGGCCCACCCUGCAGUCGGUCAAAGACAAAGGAUAUAUCAGAGAAAAUGUAUUCGGAUGUCACUUGCACAAUCUUUGCAGCCAAGAAAAGACGAGAGUGCCCAGCUUUGUGGAGAAAUGCAUCCGGACAGUAGAGAAAAGAGGUCUGGGGAUCGAUGGACUCUACAGAGUUAGUGGGAAUCUGGCGGUCAUCCAGAAACUGCGUUUCAAAGCAGAUCAUGAGGAUCUGGACCUGGAGGAGGGGAACUGGGACAUCCAUGUGAUCACAGGAGCGCUGAAGCUCUUCUUCAGAGAGCUGCAGGAGCCUCUCUUCCCUUACAAUCUCUUCAAUGAUUUCAUCAAUGGCAUCAAAAUCCCUGAUUAUUACAAUAAAAUAGCACACAUGAGAAAUCUGGUGCGGUCUUUGCUACCACCCAACCGUGAAACAAUGGAGGCCCUCUUUAGCCAUUUACGCAAGGUCAUUCAACAUGGUGAUGAGAACAGAAUGACUGUGCAGAACGUGGCUAUCGUUUUCGGCCCAACGUUACUCAAACCAGAGGUGGAGACGGCAAACAUCACCACUUACAUGGUCUUCCAGAACCAGAUUGUAGAAUUCUUACUCAAUGAAUUUCAGUCGAUCUUCCACAUGUGAUUGACCUGAACUUGCACUGAAUACAAACCCCACUCAAAUGCUGGAGAUGAAGGUGCAAAACUGAUCUCGGUCCAGUGACGGGGACAGUAUACAGAUCUGUGGAGGAAAGCCUCCGACUGGCACAUUUUACAGCAGGUUAUGAGUAGAGAUGCUACAGAAAUCUAGAACAGUAGCAUCUAUGAUUAAUAUAUUAAUAUCACUGAAGCGUUUUACAUGAGCAGUUUAGAUGUUGGCCAAUAAGGGCAAUACACAUUUUAAAGCUGUAUAGCUAAAAUGUAGUUUAAAAUAAUGUGUUGUGUUUCCUUUUAGACUUAAAGAGAGCUGCAUCACAGGAAGUUAUGUAAGAAUAUCAGUGAGCUUUCUUCUUAAACUUUUUUUGAGCUACUCCUGGUUUUUCCUGCUAUGGAAAGAGCAGGUCAGUUAAAUAAUCAUUUAAUUUAACUUGCUUUCCUGUGGUCUUUCUGUAGAGUCGUGCAAAACACUGCAAGUUUUUACCCGAUUUGUUUGGAUUCGCAAUGUGAUAAUAGGUGAAUAAUAUUAAAUUACGACAUUUUUAUGUUUAGGUGUCAAUUUUUUUUAUUUUAUUUAAUACUUGCAUCUGUAACAUAGAACUUUACAAAGAAAAUACUACAGGCCUGUUACUGUAAAUUGGAAAUUUUAAGUUGUAAGUCUUGUACAUUGUCAUUAAAGGCACAAUAUUU